Messenger RNA from Gymnodraco acuticeps, 2566 nucleotides. RefSeq names its product alpha-1,3-mannosyl-glycoprotein 4-beta-N-acetylglucosaminyltransferase B (gene mgat4b). NCBI's taxonomy places the organism in Eukaryota, Metazoa, Chordata, Actinopteri, Perciformes, Bathydraconidae. Gene Ontology annotation, cellular component: Golgi stack; endoplasmic reticulum-Golgi intermediate compartment; endoplasmic reticulum. The record is from RefSeq and is a predicted model, not a curated record. Gene Ontology annotation, biological process: protein N-linked glycosylation. Gene Ontology annotation, molecular function: acetylglucosaminyltransferase activity.
GACAAGGACUUUGGGAAGCAGACGCUCCACAAAGGUCACGCUAACCCCCUAGCAGAGGUCACGACCUCUCUGAAGACCUACCAGCACUUCACUCUGGAGAAGGCCUACCUGGGGGAGGACUUCUUCUGGGCCUUCACCCCCGUCUCAGGGGACUUCAUCCGGAUACGCUUCUUCACGCCCGUCCGCAUCGAGAGGUUCUUCUUCCGCAGCGGGCACAUGGAGCACCCUGGAGACAAACUGUUCAACACGUCUGUGGAGGUGCUGCCGUUCGACAACAUCCAGGCGGAGAAGGAGGCUCUGACGGAGGGCAGAGAGAGAACACCAAAGUAUCAUCGGACCGAGGACGGUUUCAUCCGGAUAGGAGCGUUCGGCGGGGGGGUGGCGGAGGGGGAGGUGGACGCCUCCUUCGGCCCGCUGGAGGCGAUGAGACUCUCCGUUCUGACAGACUCUCCAGUGUGGGUCAUCCUCAGCGAGAUCUUCAUAAAGAAAGCAGAGUGAAGCCCCCCCCCUCUCUUGGGCACAGCACCCCCCUUCAGAGACCCCCCCCUCUCUCUCUUUGGGCACAGCGCCCCCCUGUGGCUGCAGAGAGAAACUGCAGAGAGACUCUCAGAUUAACUGGAGACUGUAUCAAAGUGUAUUUAAUGUACAUAAAGGUAAACACUGAAACUGGAAACUGCUGCUACCCCCCCCCCCCCACAGUACUCUGUAUACAAGUACACACUACCAUAGGAAUGCCCUCUGUGUGUGUGUGUGUGUGUGUGUGUGUGUGUGUGUGUGUGUGUGUGUGUGUGUGUGUGUGUGUGUGUGUGUGUGUGUGUGUGUGUGUGUGUGUGUGUGUGUGUGUGUGUGUGUGUGUGUGUGUGUGUUCAGACCUUCGCCUUAACGGAGAGACACGAGCAGUUCCCAGAAUGCUUUGCUGCCUCGGACCUGAAACUGACGACGGCUGUUUUUUUAACGAAUCUUGAAGUGUAUUUUAUUUACUGCGGCCUUCACGACUCUCUCUCUGGUUUCAUCUGUACUGCAGUACUGAGAGGUACUUUAAAUACUGAGAGGUACUUUAAAUACUUUAAUAUACUGGGAGGUACUUUAAAAUACUGAGAGGUAGGCUACAAUAUUUCAAAAAUACUUUAAUGUACUUUAAGUUAUUUUUAUAUUGUGCAGUACCUUAAUGUUGAAAUUACUUUAAUUUACUUUAAAGCACUUUGAUAUAAUUAAAUGUACUUUACUGUAUUUUCAUUUAUUUUACAGUACCUCAUUGAAGUACAUUGAUGUACUUUACACUACUUUGAUGUACUUUGAUGUAGUUUACAGUACUUUAAAGUACUCUGCUGUACUGCAGUAUAUCACACACGUCAACUCGUCUCAUCUUCAGUCUCUCUUUCAGACUUUUGGUAAAAAAAUAGUAGAAAAUGAUAUAAAAAGAUAAAGAAUCUCCCCACAUGUGAAUGAGCCCUCCUCUUCAUCUUCUGGUAUCAUUCAGCCCUCCUCUUCAUCUUCUGGUAUCAUUCGUGUUUCCUCAGAUUAUUACGUUUGGCUCUUAAAGGUGGGGUAGGUAAGUUUGAGAAACCGGCUCGAGACACUUGUUGUUAUAUUCCAUGGAAUGCUCUGAACAUCCCGAUAGCAAUGAAUAUCUGAAGUGCUUUGAAGCCGUAGCACUGUGAAAAGCACGACCAAUCAUCUGAGCCGGCUAAAGUAACUGGAUGUCCUACCUGCCUGUCAGCCUUCCAUCUGUGCACAAACUCAUCUCGUGCCCUCAUUGGUCAUGUGCGCGUUCGUGUGUGUUGGAGGAGGGGCUCUGUAAGGAAGUGGCAGAUUUGUUCCGGCUGUGUAUUUUCAAAUUCUAGCGCACUCGAGCUGGUUUCUCCAAAUGUACCUACCCCACCUUUAACACUUUGUUUGUUCUCAAUGAUCGACAACCUUUAGUUAUGUUAGUUAGGAGUAUAAUAGUGACGUGACGUUCGCGAACGAACCGAGUCGUACCAAAGAGCCGUUCUUCUUAUCGUUGGUUCUCUGCCGGCCAUAAAUCCACUCGCCUUUACGGCAACCUGCUUUCCUGAAUGUUCCGUAGAUGACGGCGUAACGCGUGCUGCUUGAGCAGGAGUUCGGCUGCCUGAGAGAUGUAGCAAGUUAUACAUUUUUCUGUGAGUAAAAGUAGAUUCCUGGCAAUACAGUCACUCAUUAUCCUGGUGAUUAUUUCACAGAUAAACCUAUUAACCCCGCCCCCUAUUGCCCCCGCCCCUAUCAACCCCACGGCUCUUUUGAACGGCUCUCUAGUUUUACGACCUUUAGUUGACCUCCUGUUGUUUUUAUUUUUGUUUAUUGUUCCAACUUGACUUCUUAGGCUCAGGCCACACGAGGACGAAAACGGCUAAACGCAUAGGAUUAACGCAAUCGCAAAAAAGCUUCCGUCCACACGCAAUAUUCACCGGAUAGUGUCUGUCCACACGAGACAGCUCCGUUUAGCUCCAACCGCUGGAGAAGCUGCAGUACAUAUGCCGAGCCUGUACGUGGCGCUGUAACUUCCUCCACAGAAGCAGCGAAGAAGCAUGGUUGUCAUGGUUGCCCU